UUCCAGGUGUGCUGGAGGGAUGCGCACUGCCGUCCGGGCGAAGCCGCCGUCGGGUCAAGCUAGUCCGGAACCCCUUUUGUUGGCCUCUUACCUGCCCCAGCUCUUCUCCGCCACCGGAGGCAGCUGCAGCUGCAGCGACGCUGAGGCUCUUCGACACACGUCCCUGGGGGGAAAGGCUGUUUGCACUGGGUGGUAUCUAGGUCAGGUCAGAUAAGGAGAGCCUUGUGCCUGGGGUCUCCCGGGGAACCACCUCCCCCGGGCAGGUCAGAUGAGAGCGCCCUGGGGACGGCGCUUCGAAGUUGCUGCGGCCCCUUCUGCCUCUCCAGGGGCUGCCCGACUGCGGGUUUGCGCUGCGAUUGCGCUGCGAUUGCGAGCUUCUCGGAACCGGAGCGGGUCAGGUUGGGAUGCUGCAAAGCUUGCUGCUGUUCCUACAGCUGCUCUUCUUGAGUGAACAUUCCCUAGAUGGCUUUAAGUCUUUGGCUGAUCUCCAGGGCUCUGAAAGCAUGCAUUCUGACGUUCCCCAGUGUGCUUGCUGCUCCAUUUUCACUGAUGCCACUCAGUCCAUGUCCUUUUAUUUCUUUUAUUUUUUAUUUUUAAGCUUUUAUUUUUUCAUGAGAGACACACAGAGGCAAAGACGCAGGCAGAGACAGAAACAGGCUCCCUGUGGGGAGCCCGACUUGGGACUUGAUCUCGGAGCCACCCAGGAGUCCCCAGUCCGUGUCCUUUUAACAGAAUUAUCGAUGUGGUUGGAUCACAUCAACCAUCUUGCUCUUUAUUUUAUUAUUUUUUUUAAAGCUUUUAUUUAUUCGUGAGAGACACAGAGAGAGGCAGAGACACAGGCAGAGGGAGAAGCAGGCUCCCUAUGAGGAGCCCAGUGGGGGACUUGAUCCCCGGACCCUGUGGUCACGACCUGAGCCAAAGGCAGAUGCUCACCACUGAGCCAUCCAGAUUUCAUCUGCUGCCUGUGGCUAUGGAUUCACAUUGCUCUCUUCUAAAACUAAGGAUGUGACGAAAGUUUGGGGUAUGGGGCUCAACAAAGAUUCCCAGCUUGGAUUUCACAGGAGCCACAAAGAUAAAACCCGGGGAUAUGAGUAUGUUCUGGAGCCCUCACCUGUCCCACUGCCUCUAGACAGACCCCAGGAGACACGGGUGCUGCAGGUCUCCUGCGGCAGAGCCCACUCUCUUAUCCUGACAGACUGCGAAGGAGUCUUCAGCAUGGGAAACAACGCUUACGGGCAAUGUGGAAGAAAUGUGGUCGAAAAUGAAAUUUACAGUGAAAGUCACAAAGUCAAUAGAAUGCAGGACUUCGAUGGACAGGUGGUCCAGGUGGUUUGUGGCCAGGACCAUAGCUUGUUCCUGACGGACAAAGGAGAAGUCUACUCUUGUGGCUGGGGUGCUGAUGGGCAAACAGGUCUAGGUCACUACGAUAUCACCAGCGUGCCCACCAAGCUGGGCGGAGACCUGGCUGGAGUGAAUGUUGUGCAGGUGGCCACCUAUGGUGACUGCUGCCUGGCCGUGUCUGCUGAGGGUGAUCUCUUCGGUUGGGGGAACUCUGAGUAUCUGCAGCUGGCCUCCGUCACUGACUCCACACAGGUGAAUGUCCCUCGGUGCUUACCCUUCUCAGGAGUGGGGAAGGUGAAGCAGGCUGCGUGUGGCGGUACAGGCUGUGCUGUGUUAAAUGGAGAAGGACAUGUUUUCGUCUGGGGCUACGGGAUUCUUGGGAAAGGCCCAAACCUUGUGGAAACUGCAUUUCCAGAGGUGAUCCCACCCACUCUCUUCGGCCUGACGGAGUUCAACCCGGGAGUCCACGUUUCUCAUAUUUGGUGUGGUCUCAGCCACUUUGCUGCCCUGACCAGCAAAGGAGAGCUGUUUGUGUGGGGCAAGAACAUCCGAGGGUGCCUUGGCAUUGGUCGCCUAGAAGACCAGUAUUUCCCAUGGAGGGUGACGAUGCCUGGGGAGCCUGUGGAUGUGGCGUGUGGUGUGGACCACAUGGUGACUCUGGCCAAGUCAUUUGUCUGAAGCCUCGCCCAGCCCGCGGGAGCCCGGAACCCGGCCUCAGAACCACCGGGGCUGCUCAGCAGAGGCCCCUGCGGGGGCUCCGCGCCCUUGGUGAAGCGAGAUGCUCUCUGCCAUGCCCUGAGCAGGAAGAGGCUGCAGGUCUGGGGACUCAGGCCCCUCUAGCCGAGGGUGAGACCCGCCGUUUUCAUCGCAGGAUGGCUGUCCUUGUCAGGCCUGGCACCAGUGACAGGAGUCCUGGGCUGUGUGGCCCCAGCAGAGCGAGGAACCUCCGCACGUCUCAGCCCUUCCAGGACCGUGCGACGGCUCCCCAAGGCCCAUCGGACUUGAGGAGCUCCUCUGAGGGCAGCCUGGCCAUUUUGUUUGAUCUUAAAGGUGGCCUCAGAAUCGAGUGGCCGGGAGGGCUUCUGUAGGCCUCCAGCACGGCAGAGCUCAGGGUAGGAGUGCGGGCGGCUGCGUGGGCUGCGUGGGCAGUGGGGAGAGCCCCGGCGCGGCUGCGGGAGCCAGGCUUCAGGCCCCCGCAGGAGUUAGAGCGAGGCCAGCCUCUCGUGACUGAGCACCCCCCGCGGAAGCUUGGCUGGAGGGCCACCCUUGGAGGAGGGAUUCAAACAUUGUGGAAAACAUGUGAGGUAGUAACAUAAACUUGGCCUUUCAUUUAAAAACAUCUUUUAAAAAUCUCUUUUGGAAUAAAGUCUAUUUUCUGCCUUUUUA
Molecule: messenger RNA, 2727 nt
Organism: Nyctereutes procyonoides (raccoon dog)
Lineage: Eukaryota; Metazoa; Chordata; Mammalia; Carnivora; Canidae
Gene: RCC1L
Product: RCC1 like
Exons: 11
Coding region: 1024-2019 (331 amino acids)
Source: RefSeq, a predicted model, not a curated record